This is a messenger RNA of Anisakis simplex (herring worm), 3342 nucleotides long. Lineage: Eukaryota; Metazoa; Nematoda; Chromadorea; Rhabditida; Anisakidae. The record is from the annotation of a GenBank genome assembly.
AUGAUAAGUGCUCUUUUCACAGAAGUGAUUCGUAGUAAUUGGGCUUGUCGAACCGAAAUGUCAACCACAGAUAUGGAUCUAUGGUCUGAGAUCAAUGCUGUCGAAACACCGUCGAACAAUGAUCCUUUGCUGUCUUAUGGACAAUUCCACCAUAAUGUUAACAGUAAUCAUUUGCAACAGUUGCCCCUCGAUACAAAUACGUGUAAAAAUAUCGGCUCAAUAGUGUCCUCAUUGCAAGAAGGUGAUCAAAUGUUCGGUGCAUCGCAAAAUCCUCGUCAUCACUAUCAUCAGUACACUACAAACGAAUAUCUGAGCUAUCGCGAUGAGCAAUUGAUAUUACCAUCAAUAAACGGUAUCGAUCACGCAAAUGUAAUCAAUCCCGUGCAUAACCUAUCGUUCCCCACUGCAGCUCCACCACUUUCUAAUCCCUCUUCUACACAACAGAAUGCCCAAGCAAAUUUCCAGAAGAUGGUUCCAUUGAAUGGUGAACGUGUUCCAACUGUGGAUAUGAACAAUGUACACAAACCGUACAUAACAAUGAAGCAAGAACUAUGGCACAACGAAACUGAGUUGACUUCGAACGGCCAAACGCAUAACACCAAGCAAGAACUGCUCGAUCUUCUGGCUAGUAUGACACCAGCUGAGUCGAAUUCUCAGGUGGAACGUCUGCGUGCCGCACGGCACAAUUCAGCGGUGCCUUCGUCUGCAUCAUCACCACCAUACGUCAAUCGUAAGGGGCAUCCAAUGACGGUUGGUGUUGCUACAAAGAUGCCAUUAACGUGUGCAGUUUCGAAUCAGAUCACAAAUAAUAAUGUCGAUUUGUGUUCGCCAGCCACAACGCAGUCGUCUGAAAACAGUAGUUCAAUGCUAUCACCACGAACCAGCUCAUCAACUGCUUCUGCCGAUAUGACAAUGGAUACGAACGAUUCGGAUACGGAUGGCGAUUCUGGAACAGCAACCAUACCACGGCCAAAAACCGAAAGACGUACCGCACACAAUUUGAUCGAAAAGAAGUACCGCUGCUCCAUAAACGAUCGUAUACAGUGCUUGAAAACAAUGCUUACUAGUGAGAACACUAAGCUCAGUAAAGCAGCUACACUUCGGAAAGCAAUCGAACACAUAUCAACAUUACGUCAAGAAAACGAACAUCUACAUCAUGAGGUUGAACGGUUGCGUAUGCUUUUGAGUGUAAACCGUAUCGAAGAUGUAGGUGCUCCGGUUUCUAUCAUUCCACCACAGAAUUCAAAUUCGAUGAGCAGCCCACUAUCAAGUCCGGAUCCAUCACCACGUGACUACGUUCCUCGUUCGUCGUCGAAAGCGAAGCGAUCACGUACAAUGGUGGAUAAAUCUCGUGUCGCAAUGCUCGCGUUCAUGUUUGCGUUGGUCAUCUGGAACCCAGUAUCACUCUUCAUUGAUUCCUCAUAUCCAACUGCUGCUAGUGACGCCAUUCUUCGUCCAGUGAUGCCUGGACGGUCAUUGCAACAAGUUGUUGACACUGUACCCUUUGAUACUGCUGAAGCUGAUACGAUAUGGUGGCGUGACUCAAUAGUACGUCCUUGUUUCGUAUGGUCGGUGAACAUCUUCAUUGUAUUCUGUUUCCUGACCCGUGUUUUGGUCUACGGUGAACCUGUUGCGGAUUCGAAAUCAUCAUCGUGGACUCUGUUCUUGACUACCAAAUCAACCGCUGAUCGAUUCAUAAAACUCGGUAAUUAUAAUGAAGCGAGCAGACAACUGAAAGAAUGUUUGAGGGUACUUGAAAGACCGCUGCCAACGACGGGAUUCGACGAAUUGGUAUCAGUGGUAUGGCAGGUGAUCAGGCAUUUGCUGAACAGUGUCUAUCUGGGUCGAUGGUUCGCACGUAGAAAGAGAUCACCAGCUAAACCGGUCACUGUAGUGUGUAGAUCGCACGCUUAUACGGCACUCAUUUACCACCAACUUCAUCAGUUGCAUCUGAUCGGUGUUGAAAGUAUUGGCGAUGGUCUGACCGGAUUGAAUUUGGCUCUAUCGGCCGUAAAUCUUGCCGAAUCUGCGGGCUGUUCAGCUGACGGUCUGUCGCACGCACAUCGCGCUGAUAUCUAUUUGAAUACGGCUGUGAGAGUUCGGAUCACUUUACCUCGUUUCAUAGGCAUACCGCUCUACUUGUACUUUAUGCGUCGUGCACGAAGUCAUGCACGCCGUGCUGAUGCAGCUACAAUUGAGGGUAUUUCUUGGGUAUUCCAUCCGUUGUCACGCAAAUUCCUUUCAUCGCGAAAUCUUAUCGACUAUAUUCGCGACAACCAUCAGAAUCAUUUCCCAUUCAUCAAAAAUCAUCCUUCAAUACGACCUUUUGAGCGUUUAACGUCAGCCUUCAAAAUGCAGCUUCUCACAACUCUUCUCAAUCAACUAUCAGCACCAUCAGUCCCCUCAACGAACAUGCAGUUUGUUGAUGUUUCACACCUGCUACUUACCAUCUGCACGGCCGUCCCACAGAAGGUGCCAAAAGGAUCCAUUUAUUUGGAUGAAUUCACACUGAAUGCAAACGGCGAUGAGUUAUGUACGUGGUGGACGCAUUUAUUCACUUGCGCUUUGUACUGGAAACAUUUGGAUAACGGAAAUGCUCAAAAACAUUACGCACUCGUUCGAAACUGUCCAUCUCAACUGCUGAAAAGUAACCUAUCGUUGGCAAUCGGUCAUGCAUUCUGUAGUCGAAAGCUGUGCAUGGAUGAUCGUGGUAAUAGACACUUCCAGGAGGUCGUCUGGGCGAAUGCGCUACGAUCAUAUUGCUCUCUGCAAAGAAUUUCUGAGUGUGACGCUAAAACCUUGUCAACAAUUUCACCAGCUGCUACCAUUGUGCAUGAUAUGGUAGUGAGUGUUUCACUGGAAUGGUUGUUAUUGAGUAUCUUGGAUGUGUGGUACUCACAAAUGAGUAUCAUAAAACCGUAUUGGGAACAGACACCAACUCAGCAGCUUAAGCAACUCUACGAGAAUGCAUUUGUUCAGUUCAGAGCAAUUGCGCGUAAAACCAACGGUUGUUCGCAGUUCAAGGUUACCUUUGAUCGUUCAACUUCUGCAAAAGCGAUCAAAAUGAUCUUUGAAACUGUGAAGCAUAUGAAUUUUCAGGUAGCUGUUUUUGAGUUAGCAUCGCGAAUGUUGAAUGCGGCAAAUCCGAUAAGCACGUGGCGUACUUUUGUACGUUUCAAGCGUAAUCAGCGCAUCGAAAGCUUCAUAACGAACCCUCUGAGCAUGAUCUGCUGUCCGCAACUGUCGACAAUCAGCAGCAAAUAUCAAUCAAAUGUUUUCAAUGUCGACAUUUUGCGUAAACUUCACUCUGAUAUCAAUACGUUCACAAUGACUUCACCAUAA